Messenger RNA from Lathyrus sativus (Indian pea), 312 nucleotides. NCBI's taxonomy places the organism in Eukaryota, Viridiplantae, Streptophyta, Magnoliopsida, Fabales, Fabaceae. The record is from the annotation of a GenBank genome assembly.
AUGAAGCAUCUUAUUACUGUUUGCAUCAUCGUCUUGUCGACAUUUGCAUACCCAAGCAUGUCUCGAAUGUUGUUUGAGUCAUCUGUUAUUAAAGCACAUCAACAAUGGAUGAAGAAGUAUGGAAUCACAUAUACAAAUAGCUCUGAGAUGGAGAAACGCUUACAAAUAUUCAAAGAAAAUUUAGAAUACAUAGAGAAGUUUAAUAAUGGUGGUAAGAAGAGUUAUACACUUGGUCUUAAUCCAUAUUCCGAUUUAACUGCCGAAGAGUUUUUGGCUUCCCAUACUGGACUCAAAGUUUCAAACCAUGAUUAA